Messenger RNA from Aspergillus fumigatus Af293, 519 nucleotides. NCBI's taxonomy places the organism in Eukaryota, Fungi, Ascomycota, Eurotiomycetes, Eurotiales, Aspergillaceae. The record is from RefSeq and is a predicted model, not a curated record.
AUGAAGAUACUUGGCUACACGCCCUACCACAUGUACGAAGUGGCACUAGUGCAGGGCACACCAGGGAUGGCAGCCCUUCUGGAGGCCGUAAUCGCGGAACACAAUCGGCUAUCAGGCAUCAAACGGUUCGACAAGGGUGAUUUGGACAAGUUGACAGCCGACUAUGAUGUACGUGUCCACGUACCGAUUGCGUUCUGGAUACUCACCAUGCUACAGUGCCUUAUUGAGAUCCCGAGUUUCCUUGGCCCAGCCCUCCUCGACGAGUACGCACAGGACCCCGAGGUCAAGAUUAUCCUGACGGAGCGGGACCCCGAUCGAUGGGCCAAGUCGGUCAACGGCACGGCAGGCUUUGUCGUCAAGGCGGCCGCUUCGUUUCCGUUGAACGUGCUCAAGCAUUUCGACGAGGAAUUAGGGAUCUUUCUGGCCCUCAACACCACUGUGUACGCCGUCGUUGCUGACAGUACAAAGCCGGGCCAGCCGGGUAAUGAGGCGGCUCUCAGGAGGAAUUACGUUGAGUAG